UCUGAGAUGGUGUCGUUGAUCUCGUGCUUCGCAUGGCUGCAGCGAAGGCGGGAGCAGCGUGAAGUGUCACCACAGAACACCUACCGCUCUCGUCGUUGCAUUUGUCGCCAGCUGCUCUUGAGGCCCCUGCUCUGAAUGCAGCUGCGGUGGAUCAAUUACUAUGGGGCUUCAUUGCAAGAGCCGUGGGAGGGGCUGCUGGCUCCAGGUCGCCGCGACAUUGAGGACGACAGCACGAGUCCCAUCCCAAACCGAAACGCCCAGCAGGCCCUGCAACAAUGCUGUGAGACAAGUGCAAACAUGUAAGGCUAUGGUUUGGGUCCACCAAGACGGGCAGCAGCGUUUGGGAGAUGGAUUUGCAUGAAUUUUGCCUGAUGGGUGUAAUGAAGAAACAUGGACAAGCCUACUCUUAGGAGAGACGCCGUGAAGAGGCGCCGAUGCAAAGUGGCUGUGUGCCUGCUGUUACUCUAUGCACUGAUUGUCGAGUGGCCGGUGUACUUGGUGGCGCCAUACUGGAACUGGCCCCACCUACCGUUCACUGCUGGGAUCGGCACAAGGCUCCUGCUGGUGGCAGACCCACAAUUGCUUGGUCGUGUCAACACAGCACCUGGAUUAUUUGGCUUCAUUGAGCGUUGGGAUUCUGAUCGGUACAUCAGCAAAACGUUUGCUCUGGCCAAUGACUACUUGAAACCACAUGUGGUCAUAUUUCUGGGAGACCUCUCGGACGAGGGCGAGUUUGCCACUGACGACGACUUCCGGUCAUAUAUAGAGCGCUUCUUCAAUAUAUUCACACACAUCGACUACGGACAGGCUAUUUUUCUUCCUGGAGACAACGAUAUUGGUGGAGAAAGGAGGUCUGUGGGGAAGGCGGAGCUACAGCGCUUCAACUCUUACUUCCGCAAUGACACCUUCUUGACCUACCGUGGCAUUGACUUUAUUAAGGUGAACUACCUGACAACUUCAUAUGCAUACCGGUCACAUCUGUCCCAGCUGGGAAGCAACGUUCGCUUCGUCCUAUCUCAUGUGCCUUUGUCCACAAGCUUUGGUCACUAUAUAAAAGAUGUGGUGAAAGAACUAAGACCGGACGUAAUGCUGGCUGGGCAUCGUCAUGAGUCUGUGCACCUGGUGGCCGAGCAGGCUACUGGCAGUGUGGAACGCCUGGAGUUGCGGCUGGGCGCGGAUCGGCGGCCCUUGAGGAUGGACCUAUCUUCGGGACGCCUGCAUGAGAUUCGGCUGCCCCCUUGCUCCUAUCGCAUGGGCACCCACUGGGUGGGCUUCGGAGCGGCCAUCCUCGAUCCCGAUCGCUUGCUGACGUAUGGCGUGCUGUGGUCCCCAGACCGGCUGCUCUACCUGGCUGGCUACCUGGUUGUGCUGUUCGUCUGUACCGUCCUCUGCCUUCCUGCAGUGUGGCAGCUGUGUAUCUCAGUACGGCACCAUUUUUGCCCAGGGAAGCCUUCACGGUUCUAUGGUGGCAGUCUUCUGCCACUUCUUCGUUGAUGGUGCACAUGCAUAUGUGUGUGCUUGCCAGUCACAUAGACAGGCCUCAGGUGUAAUGGUCCCCAUAGUUCAGUGCACUGAGGAGCUGGUGAUGAUUCCUUUUAAUGUGAUAGAGUAACAUAUACCUCUCGAGCCACUUCUCCUAGCCGCAGUGCAGUGGGCUCUAGGCCCACUUCACUAUGGCUGCUGCAUUGUUCUGCUGACCACAAAAUUUCCAAUUUGUUUAGGGCCAUCAUGGCUAAAUUUUAGUUGGAGGAAAAUGAAAAAAAUGCUCUUGUGUCUCGCUUGGGGGUACCUAUUGAGAAGAAUCCCAAGUGGUCAAACUAAUCUGAAGAUUUACACAUAGUAUUUCUCAUUGGUGUCUCUGAUAGCCAAAGUUGCUUUGGAGCACUAAACCCCAUUAACAGACCAACCAAGUAGUUUUCCUUGUAACCUCUGCAUCACUUAUGCACUUUUUAAGACCCACAAGUCAGUUGAUUGGUAACCUUUUAAUCCAGAAGAAAGCCCCUGCUAUGUGCCUAGUGUGUGCCUUCUGUUAAAAGGCAUUUUUUUGCUGUAGUUUGUAGGUUUUUUGUUGUUUUGCUGUUUUUUGACGCACUCCUUAGGUCAAGAUUUUAGUGUAAAUCGGCCAUGGUGGCUGCAUUUCAGUGGGAUAGAAAUGCAAAUAUACCCAUGUACUUAUAUUUAGGUGAAAGGCAAAAAAAAAACUACAGGUGGUCAAAAUGAAUCUAUUAGCCCACUAUAGUAUGCCUGAUAAUCACAUCUCGUAUUGUAGUAUUGGCACGUAAAACCUGAGCAUUUAAUUUAGCGAUUUUCCUUUAUCGAUGCUUCUCAAGUUGCAGUGUCCAGGCUCUCCCAUUUCUUUACUUCUAGAAGCACUAUAUGCUCCUGAUCUUCUCCAAGGAGGGAAGCUGCGAAACUGCAAUAGUGUUGCAUUUUCUAUGCAGAGAAAUACUAGAGGGAAAUGUUAGUUUGAGAAUAAAUGGUAGCUGAAUGCUCAAUAAGGCUGAAACCAUGUCAGUAACAGAGCUUUUCUGAAAAACAGAAAUACUGAACAGAAUUCGAUAAAGUCACUGACAAAAUAUGGUAACAGCUAGAGGUAUGCAUGAGCCUCGGUUUUCAUUUCUCUGCACUAUUCGAGCCUGGCACUCUCACAAGGCUGGCCCUGUCAGUAUGCCUGUCAUUUUAGCACCAUUAAUUUACCGGUAGUAGUAAACAGAAGAUUAUGCACACUGAUCUAUGCAGCCCAAUUUGUUGCAUGGAGUUUGGAUUGCUGAAGAAGGAGGCACCUUCAAUCACAAUUUUCUCCUCUCCACAUCUCUGCUUUUUUUUAUCUUUAUUCUCUUUCUUUCUUUGUCCUCUGCUAAAUCAUGUGCUAUCGAGAGAAAAAGAAGUUUGCAAAACUUUUUAAAAAUCUAUUGAAAGUCAGCAUUUAUGAAAGGGGUACAGCUAUGAAAAUUUUCAUUUGCUGUUUUUUUUUUUUUUGCUUCAAAUGAAAGGCCAAACUCUCAAGAGCCUAGAAAAUCUACUGCUAAGUUAAUGCACCCUGAAAAAGUAAUUACAGUGUGUUUUCAAAAGCCAGUUUGGGUUGUACCUGACGUGACAACACGGUAUGAGCUUCUCGUCAAGGGCUCAUGCAAAAUGUCAUGUUUCCACGGCCGCUCAGCACUGUGGCCCCAUUAGUGACACACAAGCGGCCAUUUUGAACAUUUUCGUUGUGCACAAGUAGCCAUUUUGGAAGUUUAGGAGCCUGAUGUCACACAACCCUCCAGACUUCUGUCUUAAGUCACCAGAUUUAGUACUUUAACCUGACGUCGAGCUAGUGUUGAUGUUGGUAGGUGCACCAUGGAAAAAAUGGCUUUAAUAUUAAGAUAAAAUAUCUUAUUGGUAUUUGCUGAGCCUCACACUUGUUUAGAGCUGCCUCUGUAUACAGGAUAUUUGAAUGGCAAUGUAAACACAUCUCUGCAAAAUGGUGUCAAUACUCCUUUGUUUCCUUUGAGUAUCUUUCUCAAAUUUGUUUUUGAUGUUUUGUCAAGAUAUUUAGUUUUUUUCUGAAUCUCAUUUUCCCAUAGUGGAGUAGAGUACCACUGAAUUAUUCUGAAUACUAUACAUGAAUACUUUUUAUACUAAUUGGCAGAUGCACUUUACAUUGUGAACUAACAUGCCUGAAUAGCCUGCGACAACCUCGGCAUAGUUUAUAUCGUCUGUUCACAUGUCAGAAACUCGAUGAAAAUCGUGAAUGUAGUGCUGCUAUCAAACAUUUGGACUGGUAUGCAUAAUUCCUGCCAGUCAUGUAAUAUGACCUGUAUGAAUUUUUGGUGCAUUUUAAGUUAAUGCUACUGAAUUUUUGCUAGGGGAUGUCAUACAGUACAAUUUCAUACGAGUUUCUUCUUAAAGGGGCCCUUCAACAUUUUUUAAGGUUGUCUUAAUUAUGGCUCAAGUGAGAUUCUCAUAUUGGGUGAUAACAAAUACAAAAAAUGAAAUGGUUGAAAUUGGUUCAUAGCUGGGACAUUUACUUGAGAAUAAAAUUUUACAGCUCAAUUUAUUACUAAGUGGCAUACAAAAUAAUAACAAUGAAAGAAGAUGGGACUUGCUUAUCAUUAUUACCAGUUUGGAUAGCUUCCAGCUUGUCUUGUCUCUAUAUUCUUCUCCAGCUUAAAACAGAACAGAAAUAAAAUAGGGAAGGGGCGAAGAAUUUCAGCUCCACUAACAAGAAGCCCGGGAAGGUUUGAAGGAUGCCACCCGCUUUUAGUGAACACGCACGCUGCGAAUAUUUAUUGUUCAACUACGCGUAACCGAAAUCUCCAAUUGGCGCUACAUUGCAUGUCAAGAUUCAGUGCCUCUGUAUACUGGGUGGCCAGUGAGUGGUUAUGCAGCGCAUUGUCUCUCACCAGUGAGAGAGCAUUGCCAUAGUCAAGGCACGCUGUUCGCAAACUCUCACUCUGUGGCAAGCGCUGAGGAAGUGGUGAGAGAGAGUGAAUUGUCUUGGUGAGAGAAGGCGUUCUCUCUCUCUCUCUCUCUCUCUCUUGUGCUCAAGCAAAUCAAUCGUCACGACAGCAGCAAACGAAGCACGCCAGCAUGCUAAGGCCCUAAGGUGCUUCGCCCCUAAAGGUAGUUUGCAACUUGAACUUCGGCAUUCCCUCUUUCGGUCACGCAUUGAGAACAUUUUUGCGACCGCACAUGUAGGAGACAUUUGCUAGAUAUUCACUUGAGUGGUAAUGUCGUCAGUGACCCUACAGCACUUAGGAUAAUGUUCUUUUCAAAUGCUUCAACGACUUUUAAGAGCAUGAAAGAAAUAAAGCAGCUAUUAUAAAUGGCAUACUCCAGGUUUCAUUAAUCAUACCCACACCAGUAGCUUAGUGGCUAUGAUAUUACACUACAAUGCACGAAGUGGUGGGUUUAAUUUUCGGCUACAGCAGCUGGGUUUAGAUAUGGCUGAAAUGCAAGAACAACUGUAUUCUUAGAUUUAAAUGCACGUUGAAAAAGCCCUAUGUUCUAUUCUGUCAUAGCACAUGUAAAAAAAUUUAUGAGGACACACAGAAAAGAGGUACAUUGUGUUAUAUGCAUAAAAUGUCUUUUUUUUUCUGUCUUCAUUUUACAGCAAAAGUUGUUAGAUCACAACACCGGUCAGGCGCGGCACCAUAGUUGUUCACCACCGCUGUACGUAAUCACUAUCGCACAAAAUUAAAAAAAAAAUGCUAAAACAAAAUAAAGAACACCAAAGAUUUGAACCCAGGUC
Rhipicephalus microplus (southern cattle tick) is the source of this 5233-nucleotide messenger RNA. Its product is annotated as Metallophosphoesterase. Lineage: Eukaryota; Metazoa; Arthropoda; Arachnida; Ixodida; Ixodidae. Gene Ontology annotation, cellular component: endoplasmic reticulum. The record is from RefSeq and is a predicted model, not a curated record. Gene Ontology annotation, molecular function: hydrolase activity. Gene Ontology annotation, biological process: GPI anchor biosynthetic process.